UAAUAUAUAGAGGCUAUUUGCCAACAUGGCCGCGCCCAUCAUUUCUGUUUUUGACACAGAUGCCGAAGUAGCAGAAAGACUGUGUUCAUUUGUUAUUGAGAAAGCAAACGCAGCAAUCGCUAUUCAUGGAAUUUUUACAGUCGGUUUAUCAGGUGGCAGUCUGGUGAAAUACCUCUGCGAUGGGCUGCCUGGGAAGGCUACAGACUGGUCCAAGUGGAGGAUAUUCUUCUGCGAUGAGCGCUAUGUACCGUAUGACAGCACAGACUGCACAUACACACCUUACAAAAAGGGACUGGUCGACAAAGUGGGCAUGAGCUCAGACAAUAUAUUUCCAAUUGAUCCAAAUCUCUCAGUCUCAGAGUGCGCCCGUGACUAUGCAGAGAAGAUCAGGCAUGUGUUUCCUGGCCUCGGCUUGCCACGGUUUGACAUGCUGCUGCUGGGCAUGGGACCGGAUGGGCACACCUGCUCACUCUUCCCGGGUCAUCCGCUUCUACAGGAGAGGGAACAGAUAAUUGCACCAAUCACAGACAGUCCAAAGCCUCCCCCUUGCAGGGUCACCAUGACCUUGCCAGUUGUGAACAAUUGCAGGUGUGCUGUGUUCGCAUCAUGUGGAGUGGCCAAGGCAGACAUGGUGCAGCGAGUAUUAGAAGGCUCUGGUGACCCCCCCUUGCCCGCCGCCCUUGUUCGGCCCACAGAUGGGGAACUGCACUGGUUCCUGGACAAAGGGGCCGCUACUAACCUCAAACAGAAACUGUGAUACACUGUGUUGACCCAAGCAUCAUCAAUUUAUUAAUGAGCCGCGAUCUGUAAAAGCAGGACUUAAUGCAUCUCCUUAAUAUGGCAUGCCAGAUAAGUCAGUGCAGGAUGAACAGUCUAAUCUGGGACGACACUGUACUCACAUGCAUUAAGCCCUGUUUUCCCAGAACAAGGCUCAUAUACAUUGGUUGACUUUUAUUCAUGAAACUGUUUUAUAUUAUUGUACAAGACAAUAUUUAUACAUGGAUGUAAAAUGUUAUGAUAGCGCCAUUUUUAUUUAAACUAAGUACUGAUCAACCGCCUAAGAUUGCCCACUUGUGCCCAGGAAGAGGUUGAAUAGAUUACCUGUCAACUGUUAUUUGACCAAAACGCUGUUGAAGGCAGCAAGAAAAAAAAUCUUAAAGUUGAUUUUGUUUUUCAAACUUGAUUGCAAUUCUUUUUUUAUCAUAGGCGAUUGUAGCAUUAAAAGCUGUAUUUAUUAUUCAACUUACAGAAGAAUGUUAGGCCGAACACUUUAUUUUAUUUUGAUUUUGUUUCAUUCGCUUUUACAUCAUGUCUUCCGUAGUCUAGUAAUUUCUAUGCAUAUUUACCAGUAUAUUUGCAGCUUAUAGUCAGAAAACUUGUUCAGAGUAACCAGUGUUUAGAGACCAUGGAUGUUGUUUUUGUAAAGCAGUUUUCUUAAUAGAAGUAACUUGGGUGUUCGUCGUCAGAUUGGAUACAUUAACUACAAGUUGCUUGUUCUUUUUGUAUUCGUAGUUCACAAUGCCGGGAGUAAUGUCUACGUAAUCUGGAAGUACACUAUCUUCAGUCUCAUGAAUGAUUGCUGCUGUCUGUCCAUAUUCUAACUCUUUGUCUGUUUCUCCUAUAAUGUCUCUUGAUUCAUUUGGACCUAGUAUUAUUCUAGAUGUUGCUACAGACCUCACUAUGGCAAUCUUAUUCUUGUUUCUCUUAAGUUCUUUCUCUCUUUAAGUAAUACAUCUAAACGCCAAAAACCAAGGAGUGUGUAAAUCUGCUUUCUGUAUGAAUUUUGGACCAAAGUUCUGUUGGCAUUCUUCAAUUUAUUCUGAUAGGACGUUGGUACCAAUUAUGACUGGAGUUCUGGAGGAGUAAUUUGUAUCUGGCGUAAUUAAAAAUAAACAAUGUAGUGGUGAUGAUUUUGGUAGUCCAUGCGUAAUUCUUAGCUCUGUUUCUAUGUAACCUAAAUAUGGAAGUUGCUGUCCAUCAGCAUAUUCUAUUCUCAGGUUGACAAUAUCUUGUAAUGGUUUAAGUGGAGAUGUUUCAGCUAGGUUUUCUUUCCAAUAAAAUUCUGAGAUGACACUAACACAGCUUCCGCUAUCUAAUAGGGCUCUUGUUUCUGCAUUUGCUAUUGUGAGGUUGACUUCAUUUGAGUCACCUACUAAGGUAGGGUCUUUUUUUGAAGCACCACCAUUCGACCCUUUCAUAGUGGCACAUGUUAAUUUGGGCAGAGUCUUGCAAUAUGGCCCUUAUGGCCGCAAUUAAAACAUUUAGGCAAGAAAUUGUGGCUGCCUUGUGGACGUUGUGGUUUGUAAGACCUGCUCCGCUGACUGCCUUGUCCUCUACCAGAGGUUUUACUGAAGCACCUUCUUUGACUCCUACUUAAGUCUCUACCUGUGUACGCUGAUGAAUUAUGUUCAUGUUUUUCUUUUUCUAACCUCUCAAUUCUUUCAUUAAGUUUUAUCAAUAGAUCUUUCAUUUCAGAUAAUUCUGAUUUCUUUGGAUCUACAUUCAUUCCAUGACACUUUUUUUGGCUCAAAGCUUUUAAUUUCUGCUUCCAUGAUUCGUACUUCCAGUUUAAAUUUAUCAUAAUCAUGAACUGUAUCAAAUUUAUACCCCUGCCAUUUGUUUAAGUUCUUUCUUCAAACCUUUAUAUAAAAAUCUUUUUAAAAUCUCAGUGUUGUCUUUACUACAUCCUCCUUGCUUGAUAUUAAUUUAUAUAAGUCCUCUAAUCUCACGCAAUAUGUGGAUAUGUCCUCGCUUGCUUUCUGUUCUAUUGAGUAGAAUCUCUGCAAUAGAGAUUCAACAGUUUCGAUGCAACCAAACUCCUGUUCGAGUUUAUGAACAGCAACAUCCAAUGUCAAACCCACACCUGGUCUUCGUAGAUGGUCGCUAGCCUUUCCUCUCAAGGCUCGUCUAAGUCUGUACAGGAUUUAAUCUUGGCUGAAAAUGCCGUCUCUGCUUGGGGACUUGUAAAGGCAAAUGGUCUCUUGUACUUCUAUGGUUAUAACCUAGUUAACAGUUGAUGUUCACGCAUAUUAUUGCUUUCAAAUAUUUAUUUUUAAAAUAUAAUCAAGAAGGAAUAAAUAUAUGUUUUUUUUGUGAAAUCCUUUUUUGUUUAUUACAUGUAUUGUUUUUUUAUAAGAUUUUUCACCAUAUUUCUGCAUGUUUAAUAUGCUGAUCAGAAAAGAUUUUCUUGUAUUU
Dreissena polymorpha is the source of this 3195-nucleotide messenger RNA. RefSeq names its product 6-phosphogluconolactonase-like. The transcript has 5 exons. The record is from RefSeq and is a predicted model, not a curated record. Bases 26 to 757 code for a protein of 243 amino acids. Lineage: Eukaryota; Metazoa; Mollusca; Bivalvia; Myida; Dreissenidae. Gene Ontology annotation, molecular function: 6-phosphogluconolactonase activity. Gene Ontology annotation, biological process: carbohydrate metabolic process; pentose-phosphate shunt.